UAAUUUUCAAACAAAGGAAAGAAAUAAGAUUGCAGAAAGAAAUGUCAGCAGAUAAAUAGUCUGACAUAAGACAGUUUCGAAAAAUCUAAUCUCUUCUAUUACCCAUUAAUGAAUAGUACGUUUUUGUUAUAUCUUCUGUAUCUUUCCACUAAGUAAAUACGCGUAGAAUUUAUACAAAGAAUCUACUGAUACAUCAAUUUAUAAAGUCAUUGCUGGUUAGGGUAAAUUCCAUUUCUCGAUAAGUACCUUUUUUGCUCUUUAGAGGAAAAAAAAAUUAGUAGAAAAAGAGAUAAAAAGGAAGAGUUUUUUAGUAGAGACAAGGGAGACGCUGAGAUUACCAAACUCACAAAACCAUCCCUUGACUCUUUUUAUUUCUCCUUCCUAUAUCUUCGUCUUCUUCUUCUUCUUCUUCUCACCACCGGUCCUUCCUUCGGCCUCCUCUAUCGUCCUUGUCCUCUCUGUCUCAAGGUUGUUGUUUAGCUCGGUUUUUGAUAGGAAAUGGAACGUGUUGAAGCAGCGUUGAAGAGCAGUAUCAGGAAAGAGAUGGCUUUGAAAACGACGACGCCGGUUUACGAUGAGUGUAUGGCCAUGACCACCGUUCAGACUGGUUUUCCUGCCGACGAUUUCUCCGUGGACGACUUGCUUGACUUGUCAAACGACGACGUCUUCGCCGACGAUGAUGUUGAACCCAAGGCUCAACAAGAAGAGAUGCUCCGUGUUUCCUCCUCUGAGGAACCGCAUGACCACGGAGACGCUUCUCAUCGGGAUUUUGGGUCUCUCCCUCUUAGCGAACUCUCAGUUCCGGCGGAUGAAUUAGCAAACCUUGAAUGGCUCUCCCAUUUCGUAGACGAUUCCUUCAUGGAAUAUUCGGCUCCUAACCUCACCGGAACCUCGACGAAACCGGCGUGGUUAACCGGUGACCGGAAACACCCGGUGACUCCGGCCACGGAAGAGUCCUGUUUCAAUUCCCCUGUUCCGGCUAAAGCUCGCAGCAAACGGAACCGGAAUGGAGGCAAGGUCUGGUCGCUUGGCUCGUCGUCCUCUUCAGGUCCUUCGUCGUCGAGUUCAACCUCUUCAUCCUCCUCUUCGGGUCCUUCGAGCCCUUGGUUCUCCGGCGCUGAGCUGCCCGAGCCAUUCGCCACGUCGGAGAAACCGCCGGUUCCCAAAAAGCAUAAGAAAAGGUCGGCAGAGUCUGUUUACAGCGGUCAGCCCCUCCAGCAGCGACGGUGCAGCCACUGUGGCAUUCAGAAAACGCCGCAGUGGAGAGCAGGACCCAUGGGAGCCAAGACGUUGUGCAAUGCGUGUGGUGUUCGGUAUAAGUCGGGUCGUUUACUACCAGAAUACAGGCCCGCUUGUAGCCCGACAUUCUCAAGCGAGCUCCACUCCAACCACCACCGGAAAGUCAUGGAGAUGCGGCGGAAGAAAGAGCCAACCGACGACAACGCAACCGGUUUAAACCAGCUUGUUCACUCCCCACAAGCUGUACCAAGUUUUUGAAGACUUAGGGCUUUCAAAUUAGAGCAGAGAUUUAGGAUCAGAGACCCGGUUCAAUCAGUUUUAGCCCAAAGUUAGUUUCUCAUUGACUUUAUUUUUUCUUUGUAUAUUACUUUAGAUAUUUUCUAGCAUUUACUUCUUUUUAUUAUCGUAGUUAGAUUUUUCGUGCUAAGAGUCUCGGUUAAGUUCUUAGUAACUGAUUUGGUCAAUUCGAUAACUCAUAUUGUAUUGUGUUCGUUCGCGUUAGUCUUCUAUUCUUUCUGUUAAAGAUUUUCCAUUUCAAUGUUCUAGCGUUGUUAGAGCAUAAAGUUUGUUUACUUAUG
This is a messenger RNA of Eutrema salsugineum, 1817 nucleotides long. Its product is annotated as GATA transcription factor 5. Gene Ontology annotation, cellular component: nucleus. The record is from RefSeq and is a predicted model, not a curated record. Gene Ontology annotation, molecular function: zinc ion binding; sequence-specific DNA binding. Lineage: Eukaryota; Viridiplantae; Streptophyta; Magnoliopsida; Brassicales; Brassicaceae. Gene Ontology annotation, biological process: positive regulation of DNA-templated transcription. Bases 499 to 1497 code for a protein of 332 amino acids. The transcript is spliced from 3 exons.